AUGUUUCCCUCCAGCAUGUGGCUGUGCGUCCUCCUGGCGCUGCCCCUCCCUCGGUCUUCGUACCAGUCGUGCACAGUCGGGACGCCCCGGCAGUGUCUUGACGCAGAGUUUGCGCCCGGCGCCAAUUUGGCCGGAGAAGGUUUCGACAUCACCAAGAUGAAGCGAGUGGGGGCUUUUGUGGUCAACAUGAACGAGUGGAAACGCAAAGACAAAACGUGCACCCUGUGCAGCAACCCCUUCAUGGAGAGCCGGAGGCAGAAGCUGCCCCUGUCGGUGGUGGACUGGAGGGCCCAGCAGUCCUGCAGCAGCCAGGUGGCCUCCAAGCUCUACAAGUCCAGCGAGGCUCUGGUCAGCUCCGUCACGUCGCUGGUUGAAAACAACUGGAAGGUUGGUUUAGACCUCAGAGUAGGACAUAAAGGCGCCUCGCUGAUGUUGGCCGGAACCAACUCCAAACUGUCCGAAUACUCAAUGGAGAAAACAAAGAACGACAAGUACAGCUUUACGAGCCACGGUGCCUCCUGCGAGUACUACAGCUACCGAGUGUCCAACACGCCCAAGCUGCACCAAGAAUUUCGUAAAGCGGUGAAACAGCUCCCAAAGAAGUACAGCGCAGAAAACAAGCAGGCGUUUUACAAACUGAUUGAAAACUUCGGCACCCACUACAUCACCAAGGUGAAGCUAGGAGGAAGCGUCCGGUCCGUGACCAGCAUCCAGCAGUGCGAGGCCAGCCUGCAGGGCCUCAGCGGGGAGGAGGUGCAGUCGUGUCUCGCGAUGGAGGCGUCCGCGAGCUUGAAAGUCACGGUCAACGUCGAAACCAAACACUGCAAGAAGGACAUCCAGAAGACGGGCAGCAAAUCGGACUUCUCCAGCGUCUUCAGCGACAGGCUCACGGAGAUAAAGGGCGGCCACACCACGGAACCAGACCUCCUCUUCUCUGCUCGCAAAGAACCCUCGGCCUACAAAGACUGGCUGAAGACCGUCCCGCAACACCCAGACAUCGUCUCCUAUUCGCUGGACUCGCUGCACGAGCUGCUGCCGGCCAACACCUCGGAAUGGCACAACCUGCGCUCGGCCAUCGGCCACUACAUCCUGGAGAGAGGCCUGUGGAGGAACUGCACCGACCCGUGCGCGACCGGUAGGAGGAGCGACCCGAGGGAUCCCUGCGUCUGCCGGUGCCACGGCAACGCCGCCGCCAACACGGACUGCUGCCCGACCCAGAGAGGUCUGGCCGAGGUCAAAAUCACGGUGCAGCACGCCUCCGGCCUGUGGGGAGACAUACUCUCAGCCACGGACGGAUAUGUGAAGGUGUUCGUCAAUAAAAUGCCGCCGCGUAUUUCACCCGUCAUUCACAACAACAACAACCCGCACUGGGGCUUUCUGGUGGACCUGGGCCUUCAGGAUCUGUCCAUGGUGAGCAACGUGCGGUUCGAGGUCUGGGAUAAGGACUACUGGUGGGAGGGCUGGGACGACGACCUUUUGGGGAGUUGCUCGCAGGUUCUGUCCGCAGGCGCGAAGCCGGACGUCUGCUACUUCAGCCACGGCAAGCUGUUCUUCAAGUGGGAGGUGAGGUGCGCCCCGGGUCUGGGAGGGAAGUCGUGCAGGGACUACGUCCCUUCCCCGAUGAGUCAGAGCAUGAAGAAGCUGUACGUGUCCCGUCACGCCCGUCCAAUUCCAGACGCCAUGCUGUCUGAGAUGGGAGUGUUUGUGGACAAGGCCAGUUGGUGGGGGAAGAAGAUGCAGGGAUACGAUGCUAAAUAGCAGGCCCGCUGGCCCUCAUGAGGCCGACGCGCCUAAAGACAGCCACAGUGUAUUAAACUGUGAAGGCUGAAGAUUGGGUCGUCAAAAGCAAGAUCAUAGCUUUUCUUUUAAAUGAUUGCAUAUUUUGAAUAAAAAAGAAAAAAAAAUUGUGCUAAUCUAAGCUUCUUCAUGCAUCAAUAGCCGGCACCUUUUUUCACAUGUUGCUAUUAAGUGGUAUUGUUCAGUGAUAGGCUGGGAAAUGACCUCUUCCUAGUUUCAAGACAGCUUUAACAGAUAAUAUUAAAAUGUUCCGAUUGGAUCUGCAGUAUCGGAUCAGGACUAAUUUCAAUGUUUCUUUGUUAAUUUGGAAGCACAAAUGGCACCUUCCUGAUUGCAAGGUCAGGACACUGCUGUUUGUUGAAGCUAGCUAAGUAGCUAGGCUAACAAAUUCAAUCUAGUUGAACGUUUGGAAGAGAAACCCGAAAUGAAACGGUGGAAGGAAGUCAGCAGUCUGGAUUCAGAGGUUGGGCUGGGGGAGGUUUUUUCUCGGGACAGUUCUUCAUUUAUUCAUUUUCAUGGAACAGCUUCAGUGUCACAUUUUACAUCUUUUAAAGUUAUCACCCUGUUAUUUUCACUUCCGCAGCUUGUUUUCAUUGGUUUGGUGUGAAGGAAUAAAAUACAGAGCA
Messenger RNA from Salarias fasciatus (jewelled blenny), 2423 nucleotides. RefSeq names its product perforin-1-like. Lineage: Eukaryota; Metazoa; Chordata; Actinopteri; Blenniiformes; Blenniidae. Gene Ontology annotation, biological process: T cell mediated cytotoxicity; immunological synapse formation; defense response to virus. The record is from RefSeq and is a predicted model, not a curated record. Bases 1 to 1758 code for a protein of 585 amino acids. The transcript is spliced from 4 exons. Gene Ontology annotation, molecular function: wide pore channel activity. Gene Ontology annotation, cellular component: membrane.